UUAAUCUUGACCGUAGACUCCGCGGCAUUCGGCUUCACCUCGACUCACAGAGAGAAACACGGCCACAAAGAGUUGGGAAGAGCUGCGAAGGAGCACCAUGAAAACUUACACGGCCUCCUCACUUUCUUUUCCACUCCUGGGCGCCUGUUUUCUCCUGGUUUGGGUCUCUGCUGUGAGCGGGGAUUACUGUAAAGAGAAUGUGUGCCAGAAUGGUGGAACGUGUGUGACGGGAACAGGGAAGGAUCCGUUUAUCUGCAUCUGUUCGGAUGGCUUCACUGGGGAUGUCUGCAACGAGACUGAGAUUGGGCCCUGUCAUCCAAACCCCUGCAAAAACGACGGCAUCUGUGAAGUCCUUGACAGCCAGCGCAGAGGGGACGUCUUCAGCGCAUAUGUGUGCAGGUGCCAGAAAGGCUUCGAGGGCACGAACUGCCAGAACAAUGUGAAUGACUGUGCUGGUCAGCCAUGCCAAAAUGGGGGUCAGUGCCGGGAUCUUGAUGGAGAUUUCACCUGCAAAUGCUCAUCACCUUUUGUUGGAAAGCAUUGCCAACUGCGCUGUAUCUCUCUGAUGGGAAUGGAGGGGGGUGGCAUUGCUGAGUCUCAAAUCUCUGCUUCCUCCGUUUACUAUGGUAUUCUGGGACUGCAGCGCUGGGGGCCUGAGCUGGCCCGUCUUAACAACAAAGGUCUGGUGAAUGCCUGGACCUCUGCAACGCAUGACAAGAACCCUUGGAUUCAGAUCAACAUGCAAAGGAAGAUGCGUUUCACUGGCAUAAUCACCCAGGGAGCCAGCCGCAUGGGCAGUGCUGAGUUUAUCAGAUCCUUCAAGGUGGCCUCCAGUUUGGAUGGACGUACAUACACCUUGUACAGAGCUGAGGGCAAGAAGACAGACACUAUUUUUGCGGGAAAUGUAGACAAUGACAGCACCAAAACCAACCUGUUUGACCCACCCAUAAUCGCUCAGUACAUCCGCAUUUUGCCAGUCGUGUGCCGCAAAGCCUGCACGCUGAGAAUGGAGCUGGUGGGCUGUGAACUUAACGUGUAUUUGAACAUGACAGGUUGCUCAGAGCCACUGGGUUUCAAGUCACGGCUGAUUUCCGACCGUCAGCUGGUGUCCUCCAGCUCUUUCAGCACGUGGGGCAUCGAGGCCUUCACCUGGCACCCGCACUACGCCCGUCUGGACAAGCAGGGCAAGACUAAUGCCUGGACUGCUGCCACCAACAGCAAAUCUGAGUGGCUGCAGGUGGAUCUGCUCUCGCCUAAGCGGAUCACAGGAAUCAUCACGCAGGGCGCUAAGGACUUUGGGAACGUGCAGUUCGUUUCAGCCUUUAAAAUUGCUUACAGUGACGACGGCCAGCACUGGACUGUGGUGAAAGAUGACAAAACACGGACCGAUAAGAUCUUCCCUGGCAACAGUGAUAACAACGUGCACAAAAAGAACGUGUUCGAGCCGCCCUUCUACGCGCGAUUUGUCCGUGUCCUCCCCUGGGCGUGGCAUGAGCGCAUCACCCUGCGAAUGGAGCUGCUGGGCUGUGACGAGUAAAGCCCCUAAAAUCCGCCUCCUCUCUCUGUCUCUCCUCCUUUACCGCCCUCACUCCCUCCUUCCUGAGCCACAUAUGCACUGCCUCGCUCCCAGCACCAGAGGGCGCUAAAGUACCACACAAAACCCUACACUGCAGGGAACCGAGCUUUCAGGGAGCUUCAGGGAUAUCCCACAGAAAAACAAAAAGAAACAAAAACAAUCAAUAAAAAAAAAAACUUAAGCUGCAGCGCAAAGCUUUAUACAACACAGCAAGAUUUACUGCGAUAAAUACAACUGAUGGUGCAAGCUGAAGCCAGAAUUGCUUAAUGUUACAUAUUAUUAGCAGUAGCGUGAUCUGUUCUUAUGAAACUGCAGUGCUCCAAUGAGAGAUUAAGCUAUCACAGGAGUUCAUGCUUAGAAUGGUGUAGAAAAAAGUGGUAUGGAACCAUGAUAUGGAUGAAAAAAAAACAGUAUUUUGUUAAGAAGAAUUGUACAUACCAAAUGGAUUUUGCCGUACAUAGUCAUGUUUGUGUUAGUUUAAUUGGUCGUGAAGGCUCUGUCCAGUUGUAAACUUUUUUUUUUACUUUGGUAAUUGAUGGUUGUCAGUAGAUCAUAGCUAGAUAACUGGUUGUGAGCAUGACUUUUAAAAAGGUUGUAGGUUUUUGUUUCUUUUAUUUUGUUUCUCAUUUAAAACACACCAUUUGAAACAUAAAAUCCAAAUCAUACCUUGAAGUAUAACAAAGAAACAGCAGCUAUGUGUCAGUUUCUCAGUAUUAUUUAGUAGUAUUAUUAUUAACACGUAAUGCUUUGGCCCAACACUGCCACGGAUCUGUCUCAGGUAGAGUUGAAUCAAUUGCAAUGUGCUACUGAUUUUACCACGUUAUUCUGAAAUAAACAGCAACCUUUGAAUAUUGUCAUUUCAAAAGCCAAAGCCUUCUCUCUUUUUCUCUUCCAUGUUAAUUGGGUGUCCCUCCUUUGGGUGUUGAUUUUAUAUAUUCAGCCAAUUACGUACAUAAUACAUAUGUUAUGUCUAAUGUAUUCAGUGAUAAGCUUGGUCAGAAUCGUUUGAAUCUCUUAGAGGUUCAGCUGCAAAUAAAAAGCUGCUUAUUAUUAUAAAACAUAUGCAGUUCCCCUGGUACAGGGGGUGAAAAUCUCAUUUAGAAUGAUUUCUACGGUCGCACUGAAGCUCUGACAUCACCCACCCCAAAUCUACAUAAUGCUCUCACGGUGCUGUGUUGUGAGCCCCACUUCCCCAAUGAACUCCUUAUGAAUUAUGAAUUUUGGGCUUGUGCAAUAUAAUGUCAGCAUUAAUAUUAAUGAAAAAAUAUUAAUGGAACAUGCUUAGAAAUGAAAAAUGGGCAGUAUUUUACUCUAUUGCUUAUCGAUGAAGAUAUAGAAGUACUGGUUGAUGGUAAGAAACACUGAAUAAAAUCGUUCAAUUUGAGACGGGUGUAUUCAGGAGGCCACAUGCAUUAAAAGAAAAAAUUGUUGCCAAUGUUAGCAUAUUAUUUUAUGAGACGUUUUCUACUUUACAAUGAACAUACAGCAAGUUUGUGAUUCCUUUUCAAGAUGUUCUUUGUUCUGUCUUGUUCUUCUCUGAUACUUAAUUGAUGUGUUUUCUUGAAUAUUUUCAUACCAUAGGGCAGAUUUCCAAAUCUGGAUAACGUGAUUAGAUUUGAUUAAUUUCUUCCGUGUAUCUCUCUCUCUCUCUUCCCCCUCAUAUCUUUCUCUCUCUCCCCUCAUAUCACUCUCUCUCUCUCCCCUCAUAUCUCUCUCUCUCUCUUUCUCUUGAAUGAUUUCUUCAUGUUCUUAAUAACUAAAACAUAAAUAAAGUGCUGAAAUAGA
Messenger RNA from Astyanax mexicanus (Mexican tetra), 3361 nucleotides. RefSeq names its product milk fat globule EGF and factor V/VIII domain containing b (gene mfge8b). Lineage: Eukaryota; Metazoa; Chordata; Actinopteri; Characiformes; Acestrorhamphidae. Gene Ontology annotation, molecular function: calcium ion binding. Bases 98 to 1537 code for a protein of 479 amino acids. The record is from RefSeq and is a predicted model, not a curated record. The transcript has 10 exons.